Molecule: messenger RNA, 1602 nt
Organism: Lachancea thermotolerans CBS 6340
Lineage: Eukaryota; Fungi; Ascomycota; Saccharomycetes; Saccharomycetales; Saccharomycetaceae
Gene: NOC4
Product: ribosome biosynthesis protein NOC4
Exons: 1
Coding region: 1-1602 (533 amino acids)
Biological process (GO): ribosome biogenesis
Cellular component (GO): Noc4p-Nop14p complex; small-subunit processome; nucleolus
Source: RefSeq, a predicted model, not a curated record
AUGAAGACUUCUGUGGACGAUAUCAAGGCGACUGCCAAGCUGCUGCUCUCUUCAAAUGACCGCAAAAACUACAACAGCAUCGUGAAGCUUGUGGGGCAGUAUUCGCACCUACAGCUAGCAGAAAAAGUGCAGUUUGCUGAGCAAGAACCCACGGCGCGCUGUCUGACGGUGUCACUCUACCAGGUGUUCCGCAAGCUCUUCUUCAGAGGCCAACUCAAUCCUUCCAAGGCAACGACCGACAAAGAAAAGCUAUUCUUCCAGUGGUGUCGCAAGGCGUACGGGUCCUUCAAGUCAAAGCUGCUUCACUGUAUUUCGUCUUUGCCAUUCGAGUCUUCCCUCGCGUUGGACUGCCUCGACGUGUACAUGAAGCUUAUCGAGCAGGAAGCUAUAUUCUUUGCGUCACAAGAUGGUGCCCCGUUUUUCCCUAACAAGACCCUCAAAGCUCUCAUACGUGCUCUCUUGGAGUCAAACAUUCCCGGCAGCAUUGACGCCACUGACGGUCAAUCCAAAAGCGCUGUGAUACAGGAGUUUUCCGAGAAGUACUACCAGAAAUUUGUGGAUGUCCAGUACUACUUCCAGGCUGAGCUUGUGCAGCUAACUGCUGACGGCGAUUUAGACCAAUUGGACAACACGCAGCUCAUGGCCAAGUGGCUUUGCAUUAUGAAUCACGACAACCAUUACUGCAAUGAGAACGCGGACCUCGAAGUUUUUGUUGCUCAACCACCUCAGGCUAUAGAAAAUGAGGGGCAGUACAAAUCUAAUCUUGAAAAGAACUGGUUACAAUUUUUGAACCUCCGCGGGCUUCCUGGUACCCAAUACAAAACAACAUUGUUAAUUUUACACAAGCGAGUAAUACCAUACUUUCAGACGCCCACCAAACUAAUGGACUUUUUGACGGACUCGUACGACCUCGGUGACGACGUGUUGUCGCUCCUAGCAUUAAAUGGGCUGUUUGAGCUCAUGAGAAAAUAUAACCUCGAGUAUCCAAACUUCUACGAGAAACUAUACCAGUUAAUCACACCUAGUCUGAUGCAUGUGAGGCACAGAUCGCGUUUUCUGAGAUUGACAGAUUUAUUUCUUUCCUCCACGCACAUCUCUGUAAAUCUUGUUGCCUCAUUUAUUAAAAGACUAGCGCGCUUGACCCUGGACUCGCCACCUGCUGCUAUCGUAUCCGUCAUUCCAUUCGUUUACAACCUCAUCAAGAAACAUCCUACAUGCAUGAUAAUGCUUCAUGAUCCGGACUUCGUGGCAAAUCCUUUUGCAGAUGCCAACGAGCUCGCGCAGCUAAAAUCUCGCAAAUCCCAGUAUGUUGAUCCCUUCGACAUGAACGAGUCAAACCCUGAGAACACACAUGCAAUUGACAGUUCUUUGUGGGAGCUGGAAUCAUUAACAAGCCACUAUCAUCCUAACGUGGCGACAUUGGCGAAGAUUUUUUCACAACCUUUCAACAAACAUAACUACAACAUGGAAGACUUCCUAGACUGGUCAUAUGACUCCUUGCUACAGGCCGAGAUGAGCCGGAAGCUGAAGAUACUACCUGCUCUCGAAUUCGAGGAGCGUGGGGCGCCUCUCGGAGAUUACGUAAAACUGGUAGAAUGGUAA